AUGACUUCUGUUCCGAAACCAGAUAAUGUCACUUUCUUGUCCCGCCAGUUCAAACUGGCAGCGCAUCUUUACCACCCAGUUCCAAACUCACCCGACCGCUCUGGUGCUGCUAUUAUUAUAGCCCAUCCUUGGACCUCAAUUAAAGAGCAAUCACCUGCCAACUACGCGCGGGUGCUUUCCAAAGCUGGUUUCACGUGUCUCGCCUAUGACGCUGCAUACCAGGGAGAAUCCGAAGGCGAGCCUCGCUCACUUGAGGACCCUGCUCAGCGCGUUGAAGACAUAAAAGCAGCUGUUACAUACCUUAUCAGCCGGAAGGAUGUAGACUCGAGCAAUAUUGGUGUGCUGGGAAUCUGUGCUUCUGGGGGAUAUGCACCCUAUGCAGCACAAACAGACCUACGCAUCAAGGCUUGUGCCACCGUUGCUGCCGUUUGCGCCGGCACGAUGGCGCGUAGAGGAUACGACAAGGACACAUCUAACAUUGAUAUCCUCAAAACACAACUUGAAGCCGCGGGCAGAGAUCGCAAUAGCGACGUUACCGGAGAGUCGGUUCCUAUAGUUCAUAUGCUCCCCGAGAAAUUGGAAGAUGCACCGUCCAACUUUCCAGAGUCAUUCCGUGAUUUGGCUGGCUACUAUCGGACACCAAGAGCCCAGCACCCACGUGCAACCAACACUUGUCUGCCGAGGAGCUGGGACCUAAUGGGAAAUUUUGAUGCGUUUGCUUUCAAUAGCAUGAUCAGCCCUCGUCCGCUGCUGAUGAUUACCGGAACCAAAGCAGCAACGAAGUGGUUCAGUGAGGAUGGAAUCGAAAUGGCAAAGGAACCAAAGGAACUUUUCGUUAUUGACGGGCUCACUCAUGCGGACUUGUACGAUCAUGUUGAUGAAUCUGGACCUAAGGUUGUAGAGUUCUUCGGCAAAGCCUUUGCCUAA
This is a messenger RNA of Talaromyces rugulosus, 927 nucleotides long. RefSeq lists its product as uncharacterized. Lineage: Eukaryota; Fungi; Ascomycota; Eurotiomycetes; Eurotiales; Trichocomaceae. The record is from RefSeq and is a predicted model, not a curated record. Bases 1 to 927 code for a protein of 308 amino acids. The transcript has a single exon. Gene Ontology annotation, molecular function: hydrolase activity.